Molecule: messenger RNA, 1024 nt
Organism: Aplysia californica (California sea hare)
Lineage: Eukaryota; Metazoa; Mollusca; Gastropoda; Aplysiida; Aplysiidae
Product: snaclec CHH-B subunit alpha
Source: RefSeq, a predicted model, not a curated record
AAGCAGACGUGAUGUGGAUUGAUUCGCUCCUCUGACAAGUGUUGAUUUCUGCUUGUGCACUCUGUGCUGUUUGUUUCGUUUCUUGGAGGGAGGAUCUAGUGCAAGUUUCGAGUUUCUGAUUACCAUAACAGGGUUCAUGGUUUUAUAGGGACGAUUUUUUAAACAGAAAAAAGUCUGUAUCCUCUUGCAAUUUCUUUAUAAAGUACAUGUAAGUGAAACGUCUCGUACUCAACACUUCGGAAAAAAAUUCUUCAGUUCAGUUUUAACAAAAUCUCACUUUAAAAAGAGAAAGGAGGAACAUAAUAAACUGCCAACACGCUCAUCGAGAAAAUAAAAUUAUUCGCUCCAGAGAAAAGACUGAAUAAUAAUAGGCUUGAAAGAGAACGAACCGGCUUCUAAGAUUGUAUCAUCGAGAGCAGAGAAGGAAAUUGUGAUAAUGUGCUUUCUGCCGAUGAUUCUCCAUCAACGACAUUCCUAGCUGUCCACGAAAUAAUCGUGCGGAUGUAUGUGUAGAACAAGAUUUCUCCGGGAUUAACAAGCAGCCAGAUUGUCCUGGCCUUCAUUCCAGAAGUGGUCAGUCAACCCAACAGGCAGGCUGGAAAAUGUCUCGCUCUACGCAUGGGUGGACCAACAAACUACCAGCCAUACCCCUGGCCUCUGUAUUGACAGGACUGGCUAUAGUAGCUGUACUGGUUCCGGGUCAAGCGGAGAAAUGGAGCUGAACUCGUUGAAGUAAAAGACAAAGCAACCAACGAUUUUGCAGGCACUCUUGCCGGAGCCCAAGGCGUCUCCAGUUAUUGGAUAGGGCUAAACACUAUUGGUCAGAAUGAACUAGGCUUAGACACCAGAGCCUAUUGGAGUGGUGGUGAGGAGUGGUUCCUGUCUCAAGGCUUUUGGUCGGAUGGUCAACCGGACACAGGAGACUGCGUCCUUGUGUCUCGUCUCGGCACACGAUACCGCUGGUCGAGAGGAACCUGUGAGCAAAAGAGGGACUUUGUGUGUCAGUUCGAGGCGUGUGAUGUGG